AUGUACAGCGGUGAUCAGAGUGCUGGGUCGCAGUUCGAGGAUGAAAACUCACUGUCGAUAAGGACAAAUCAAAGUACGCCAAUCAAAAGGGCUGACAAUACUAGCAAUAGGACAUCACUUAUAUCAGAUGAUUACGGUUUACGCAAGAUAUCCAGCACUAGUGGUGUCCUCGAUGAGAAGCAAAAGCUUCAUAGGAGAUACACAUCAAGGAUACGAAACAUAAACAACAGCACAAAAUCAACUUCCAGCAUUGAUAAUUACGAUGAUAUAUCAGAUCCAAGCUUUGGUAAGAAAAAUACUGUACAGGAAGAUGACAAUGAAUCAGAGUUGACUUAUGAGUUGCCACCAUUGAAGACUCCUUUGAAAAUAAAUAGACAUUCUGUCGGUUCAACGUUUAAGAAUCACAGAUUCUCAGACGGAGAUUGGAAAUCAAAACCACGACCAACAUCAACAACCUCAUUCAACGAUGCAGAUGCUCUUAAUGACAUAUUUGAGAAUGAAGGUGUAAAUAACAGUAGGUCUCCCAAGAAUCCCGAGUACUAUAAGGUUGAUUUUUCUUCUCCACAACAAAACGUUGCUGUAGACCAACUCAAUAAACAGAUAGUAUCAUAUAGAUUGAAAAUAAAAUCACUAUAUGAGAUAAUAAGACAACUCAGUUCAAACAGUGAAAAUGAAGAUAGAAAAAGAAACUCCUAUAUGGAGUCAAUACUUUCAAAACUCCCUCAAGAUGAUGAAGUUGAAGAGCUGAAGAGAACUAAUAUCAAUCUUGAACACCAAUUGAGUAAGAAAAAUACUUUGCUUCAUCAACUAGAGAACAGUUUACAUACAGUUUCAGAUGAACUGGAAAAAACAAAGAAUGAUCAUGCUGAGACGCUGGAAAUGACCAAAGAAUAUCUCGAACAUACUGAAGAGUUGACAAAACAGAUAGAUAAUAUAUUGGGUUUGUUAUUGAAUGAGCUAGAACUUAACGCGGAUGAAAAAACCACACUUGAGAAUGCACGCAAAAUUGGCACAGCGUUUACAAUUGUAAAAAUGAAGGCUUUAGAAUCGAUAAUACAGCAGCACAUACUUGAUAAAAAGAGUGGUUCACCAAUUCCCAAGGAUUCAAAAGAUGGAAACAAUGAGCUUUCAAAACAAGAGCAUGCUAAUGACAGCGAAUAUGCAAUUGCCAACAGCACAGCAAUACAAAAUCACUUGGAAGAAGACUCUUAUCAGAAAACAAAAGACGAAGACGAAUUUGAUGAUAACUUGCUAAAUUCUCAAAUGGAGGAAGCAAUAGAAGAACUACAUAGAGAAUAUGACAGCUUUGUGAAAGGAAUUAGGGAAAAGUUAGAAAAGUCUGAAAAACUAGAGGCUAUCCUGCUUGAUAAACUAUCCCUACAGAAAUCCAAUCUAGUGAAACUUGCCGACUCAACUGCAAAUGAGAACAACAUGUCUAAAGAUGUCAUCGAGACUUCUGAGUUAGGCGAUCAAAAUAAUAAAACGAAUAUGGAUUUUUACAAGUCAUACCAAUAUCAUAUUGACAAUUUAACCUCACAUAUUGAGAGACUAAAACUCAAUAUAUCUGAACGUGAUGAGGCGGUGGAUUAUUUAAAAGAAGAAGAAGAACAGUUGAGAAUAGAAAUACAAAAACAAAAAGAGAGGUUCAACAGACAAAUGGCAGACAAAAAAGAAUUAUAUAUGCAGAAAGAGUCAAACUGGAAAGAGCUUAUUGGAAGUUAUGAAGACCAGCUUGAAGAGGUUAACUUAUCUAGGAAGCAGCUAAGCAAGACAGUAUCGGAUCUAAAAAAUGAAAUUCAGGAAAUCUAUCAGCAAAGUAGUGAAAAUAUGAAAUUAUUGGAACAAGAUGUUGCUUCAUUGCAAGAGAAAUGCCAAUCAUAUAAUGAUGAAGUCUUCCAAUUAUCCAAACAGAACUCCGCAUUAUCUGCAAAGCUUGAAGCAUUUACGAAGAACUCUGAAAAUCUUAAAUUAAUGUUUCAACAGCUUGAAAAAUCUGCUAAAAAUAAUCAAAAGAGCUUAAAUGAGACCAAACCAUUUACAGAUAGUUUACUGGAUCACCUCAAUCAAAUAUUCGAUAUUCUAGCCAAAGUUUUAGAUGAUCAAUCGAUAAGUCAGGCAAGAAGGAAACUUCGUUCUAUAAUAAAAAUAAGCACCAUAGAGGAUCCUAAACUUCUUACGCACAAACUUAUCACCUUAUAUGAAUAUAUUGAGAGGGCAGCGGAAAGUAUUGUGACAAAUUACAUUGAAGUCAACUCGGUGCUUCAAUCCCAACCAGCCCAAACAAAAGACCAAAAACAGCUUUUAUUGCGUAUAGAAGAUGUACAAAGGAAGUGGCUGUCUGAAAGAGAGAGAAGAAAACUAGAAUCAGAUAUAGCACAAUCAAAGAUCAAGAAGCUUGAAUUAGAAAAUUUGCAAUUGAGAGAACAGUUAAGGAAAGCACCUUAG
Messenger RNA from Nakaseomyces glabratus, 2445 nucleotides. RefSeq names its product gamma-tubulin complex subunit SPC72 (gene SPC72). The record is from RefSeq and is a predicted model, not a curated record. NCBI's taxonomy places the organism in Eukaryota, Fungi, Ascomycota, Saccharomycetes, Saccharomycetales, Saccharomycetaceae.